This is a messenger RNA of Patiria miniata (bat star), 3735 nucleotides long. RefSeq names its product tetratricopeptide repeat protein 37-like (gene ttc37). Gene Ontology annotation, molecular function: protein binding. Gene Ontology annotation, cellular component: Ski complex. The annotation marks the transcript as partial. NCBI's taxonomy places the organism in Eukaryota, Metazoa, Echinodermata, Asteroidea, Valvatida, Asterinidae. The record is from RefSeq and is a predicted model, not a curated record. The transcript is spliced from 35 exons.
UUGGGGUUAUUACAGUUACUUGAGCAACCGGAUGACGCACACCGUCUUAGCAUUACCUGUGGAAUAUGUGCAUCGCAUUUGAUCCUUGAAAAUCGGGAGAAAGCAGAAGAGUUUUAUCAAGAAGCUCUCCUCCAGGAUCCUAAUAAUGAUAAGGUGAUGGCACUUCAGGGUCAGAUCAUGUUCAGCCAUCGACAGCUUGAUAAGGCAGAGCAAAGGUUUCUUGAGGCACUGGGUGUCGCACCUGACUGUGGACUGUACCAUUUGUGGCUGGGGAAAGUGUACUGGGUGAUGGGAAGAGAAACAAGGGCGGACAAGUCCAAGAUGUUGGCAUCCUUGCUGAAGGCAGCUAAAUUGGAUCCAUAUUAUUCAGACACUUUCCUCUACCUGGGACAUUUCUACUGGCAAGUUGCUGGAGAUAAAAGCAAGGGUAGGAAGUGUUACCAGAAGGCGUACGAGUUGAACCCCCAGAAUGAAGAAGCAGCCGCAGCAUUGGGAGAUGCUUGCAUUGAGCUUGGAGAAGAGGACGCAGCCCUACAGUUGUACAGAAACGUGACCGAAGCCGCGGCGGCAGGUACAGCCAAAUGGGCAUGGUUGAGGCUGGGGUUGUACUACCACAAACAGGCCAACUACAAUGAUGCUGUGGCAAGCUUUCAAGCGGCACUGAGAGCUGAUCCAAAAGACAGGCAUUGUUGGGAGUGUUUAGGAGAUGCAUAUAUGAGCAGAGGAAGCUACACUGCUGCACUGAAAGCAUUCACCAGGGGUGUAGAGCUGGAUUCAAGCGCCAAAUAUUGCUUAUUUCAGAUCGCAGCCAUUAAGCAGACACUCGAGGCGUACACGGAGGCCGCGUCUGAGUACCAGAUCAUCUUAGACAGUGACCCUGACUACAUCCCUGCUCUGAAAGGUCAGGGUGAGACUUAUGUUCGUCUAGCCAGAUCCUCCCUGAAUCAGUACUUCAAUGGCAGAGCCGUGGACUAUGUCAAAUUGGCGAUACAGGUCUUGGCACGAGCGGCCUCAUUGCGACCCGACCUGAGUUGUGUCUGGAAGCUGCUUGGCGAUGCCUGUACAAUGCUGCAUCCUCUCAGUGAUAAGCUGAUCAGUGUGCCAGUUCCUGCCAAUCUGAUGGACCAUUCAUUCCAUGGGGAGACCUCCCAGAACAAGAAACAGUUACUCUCUGUUGGAGCCAGGUGUUAUGGCCGAGCCCUGCAUUUGCAGAGUAGCUGCGCCGCACUGUGGCAGGAUCUGGGAACGAACUAUUACUACCAAUCGCUGAACGACACAACCAACUCAACUCAGCUGGCUGACAGAGCGCUACAGUGUUUAAAGAAAGCUCUGGUAUUGGACAGCACAAACCAUGGGUGCUGGACGGCACUGGGUGUCAUUGCAGCAAGCAAAGCCAUGGACAACCCAGCUCUAGCUCAGCACGCAUUCAUCAAGUCCAUUCAGUUGGAGGCAAAUAACGUCGUGGCGUGGACCAACCUCGGUGCCCUGUACCUGUCCAAAGGCAACGUGGAGCUGGCCCAUCAAGCCUUCAAGAUCUCACAGUCACUGGAACCCAGCUAUGUCAACUGCUGGAUUGGACAGGCCCUGGUAGCUGAAAGUAAGGCGCCAGAAGAGGCCAUGGAUUUGUUCCGACAUACAACGGAGCUUGCAACCCAUAGCGAGGGCGCCAUCAGCUACGCCCACUGGGUCUGCCAAACCCUCCUGGAUGCCUCCGUGGACAAGACCUCGGAGGGCUACCGUUUCAACAUUGUCCAGAUGGAUGCAGUCUCCAUGGCAACAGUCGGCCUGGACAAGGUCACAGAUCGAGUCCAGACUGAUGCAUGUGCUUACACAAUGUACGGACUGCUUCUGGAGCGACAAGGCCUGCACAAGAGUGCUGAAAAGGCUUACGCAAGAGUAUUGGAGCUCAUGAAUGAUAGCAACGAUCAAGAAAGAUUGAACCUAGCCAUGGCCAAUCAUGCCCGAAGUCUUUGUUCCAUUGGGCGCUAUGAGGAAGCUGUCAAACAGUUUCAAGCCAUCACUCCCCUUAUUCGCCUACAAGACAUCUGCUGCCUGGCCCUAGCUCUCUACAAGACGGGGAACAUGCAGGCUAGCUACCAGGCUUACGAGCAAGCCCUACAGUUGGCCAGCGACGGCGGGGUCCGUUCCCAGUUGCUAGCGUGUCUCGGCAUGGUGGCAUUUCAGUGUGGAGAUAACAACCGGGCCAAAACACUGCUCUUCCAAAGCUCCCAGGAGUCGGAGCCGGCACCAGAGGGCCUCCUAGCCCUACUGGCCCUGGGCGUCCACCAGGAUGACUACACCCUGGCCACGGCUGCCGUGGCUGAACUGCAGAAACUCAAAGACAAGCCGGGCAUCGUGGCCGAUGUGGCGUUUGCCGGGGCUGUGCUGUACGCUAUCCAGGGUCAGUUUCAACUUGCUUGCAGACAGGUUGCCAAGGCAACAGGAAGGCAUCCCGGUUUGCCUGAGCUGUGGCGACUGAUGGCAGAAAUUAUUCUCCAACUUCUACCUGCAAAGGCAAAGGCCGCAGUCACCUGUAGUCGUGCAGCCCUCCAGGAUAAAGAAGUGUCAAAGGAGUCGGUGUCAACCUAUGCUUUGGCCACUCUGGCCGUCGGUCAGCACGGUGGGUCCACCCCUGCCCAUCAGCGGUGCCUGAGUGCUGCUCAGAAGGCAGUCCAUCUCUACCCGGAUUCUAUGGAGAAUUGGGCUUCCCUUAGUGCCAGCUUUCUAUCGCAUGGUAUAUGGAACAGCACACAGAAGAACAGACAAGAUGACGCAGACAACAACUUGGCUUCCAAGCUGGCUACAUUCGUGCAAUCUUGGGCUGAGAGGUGUGGCCAUGCGGCCAUUCAUCAGUGGGCGGGGCUUCAAGUUGUUGUCAGCUUGAUGCACGAGGGCAGGCUGCAAAGAGCCGACGCACUCACGAGAAAGCUGGAGGUGAUGUACCAGUCUGAACCACACAUCAAGUCAGCCUUACAGCUCCUGCAAGCCCAGGCGGUGUGCAUGCAGCACGUCUCCAGUCAGAGCGUGGAGUUACUCAGGACUGUCAUCUCCAGAACGGCGCGCCAAACAUCGGCAGCGUGGCAGUUGUUGGCCAAGCUGUAUGAGCAGGAGAGUAUGGCAGCCGCAGCAGAGUCAGCCUACAAACAGAGCCUGGUCCACUCACAGGGACAGCAGCUGGUACCACUACUCAGACUGGCUCAUCUAGCUCUCAGAGCAGCUAAGGCAAGCAGUGAGGAUCGCUGGAGCUCUCUGGUGCUGGAGGCCACCGGCGAGGCAUUGAAGCUACAACCCACAUGCACUGUAGCAUUAUUACUGCAGGGGCUCCUACAACAGCACAAAGGCAAUGCAAGGCAAGCUAAGGGGUGUUUCCAGCAGGUUCUUGAGAUGUCCACGGGAGAGAAGAUGAACUUGGGGCGCUCCGUCGCAAGGUAUCACAUGAUGCAGCACUACCUGGGCAAAAAAAACACAAAAGCUAUCCAGGUUCUGAUAGAGGAAGCCGUGCAAGAGCAGGACCCAAACCUUCAACUUCUCCAGGAGCUUGUGCCAUCAGCGUAAAACCUUGAUGUUAUACUAGAUCCCAGUGCUUGCUUGCAAAGUGUUCACUGGUAAACAUAUUUCCAUAACAAAGUAGGGUGCUAUGGUCAAGUGGUUACAGUGUUCGACUCGUGUGCUGUGGUACAUGGGUUCGAAUCCUGACUGGGAACAUGGUGCUUGUGUUCUUGGGCAAGGCACUUA